AUGUACUGCUGGCCCAACUUCAAAGACCACCCCGACUUUGCUGUGGACAAGAUUCCACGGAGUGAUGUGCUCUCAUCCGCAAUGGAAGUCAGCGCAGAAUUUGGCGAGACCCUUUCCUUCGCUGAAAUUGAUGAAGAGGCGAAUCGGCAAGGUGUUAGUAUCUGGCCCAUGAUCAUCUUCGAGGGCGAUAAAGCGAUGAAUCGAUUCCACGCCUUGGCUAUGAUGGAUGAGACUCAGGAGUACGUGGACAGCGAUGAGGGCCAUACAGAUGCCUCUGACCAGGAACCUGGGACGGACUUAGACGAGUACGAAAGCGACGGAAUUGAUGACGAUGACAUCAAUGAAUAUUCGUCAGGCGAUGAUGACGAAGACGACUUGGCAGUUCUGCCCAUGAGCGACGAUCUGUCUACUGCAGGAGACUUCUCGCCCUCCGGCGAGCAUGCUAUUGAGGGUGCAGAUGCUGGUCUCAAUGCCUACCCGCAAGCUCAGUUUUCCAGCCCCGAAGCCGAGUCAGACACCGCGCGCGACAUCGACAGCUCGGAAUCUGAUGAAGCGCCCGCUCGAGCUCCUAAGCGACGCAAACGCCGUGCAGUGGCCUCCAGCUCAGAAGACGACUCAGGCGAGGACGUGCCUAGAAAGCGGGCUCGCACUGGAAGCCGUAGAGCUGCUAUCGUUUCAGACGAGGACGAUGAUCGGAAUUCUGUAGAUGACGUCGCCAACCCUCCACGGGCGCAGAAACAAACAUCUGAGGAGGGUUCCGAUUCGGACUCGGACGAUGAACCAGUUCCUUCGCGUCCGAUGUCUCUGGCUGAACGACUUCAGCUCAACCGCAUUCAGAACCCAGUCUCAGGCUCUGAUGACGAAUCCAGCUCCUCGGCUGUUCCUAGCAUUAGAGACUACGGUGACUUUCAGGAUGAUGACCAGAGCGUUGACACGGGCGAUCCAGGUAGUGAGGAAGAGGCACUGUCGGAAGAUGCAUUGAUCGAUGGUCAAGCGGAAGAGUCAGAUGAUGAUAGUUGGUGA
Molecule: messenger RNA, 1023 nt
Organism: Phaeoacremonium minimum UCRPA7
Lineage: Eukaryota; Fungi; Ascomycota; Sordariomycetes; Togniniales; Togniniaceae
Exons: 1
Coding region: 1-1023 (340 amino acids)
Source: RefSeq, a predicted model, not a curated record